Cajanus cajan (pigeon pea) is the source of this 1906-nucleotide messenger RNA. RefSeq names its product E3 ubiquitin-protein ligase SINAT5. Gene Ontology annotation, biological process: ubiquitin-dependent protein catabolic process; multicellular organism development. Gene Ontology annotation, cellular component: cytoplasm. Gene Ontology annotation, molecular function: ubiquitin protein ligase activity; protein binding; zinc ion binding. The record is from RefSeq and is a predicted model, not a curated record. Lineage: Eukaryota; Viridiplantae; Streptophyta; Magnoliopsida; Fabales; Fabaceae.
GUCCACUUUACACACGAGACAACCUCAACCUCGGUAUGAGAGAGAGAAGAAAAGAACCUGUUCUUCCUCGGAAAGGUGUUUUGUUUUGUCGGAGUCCACCCAUCUCAUCGAUCCAUGACCACCAUCCCCAUCUUCCUUCUCCUCUUCUCUUUUUCCUCAUCCUCUUCUUUUUCCUGAGAAAAGCUUUUCCAGGAAAGUGAGGGAAGAAAACGAGAGUGUGAGAGAUAAACAAAGGGUUGGAGAGGGAAGGAGAAGAUUGAGAAAAGAAAAAAGUGGAAGUGCCCAGGUAAUUAAAUUGGUCAAAGAUUCUAUUUUGAGCAGUGGCUGUUUAUUUGUUUAGUGGGUUUUGGUGAAUCGAUGGAUAUGGACAGCAUUGACUGUGUGUCGUUCUCUGAUGGCACGGACGAGGAUGAGAUCCAACACCAUACUCUACAUCCUCAUUUCCACUCUGAGUUUUCUUCUAACAAGCCUCGCAAUGGCGGUGCUAACAACAACAAUGUUAUGGGAGCCACGGCCAUUGCUCCUGCAACCGGCGUUCAUGAGUUGCUAGAAUGCCCUGUUUGCACCAAUUCAAUGUACCCCCCAAUUCACCAGUGUCACAAUGGGCAUACAUUGUGUUCCACAUGCAAAACAAGGGUGCACAAUCGAUGUCCCACUUGUAGACAAGAGCUUGGUGAUAUUAGGUGUCUGGCACUGGAGAAAGUGGCUGAAUCACUAGAGUUACCAUGCAAGUACUACUCCCUUGGAUGUCCUGAAAUCUUUCCAUACUACAGCAAGCUUAAGCAUGAGACAGUAUGCAAUUUUAGACCAUACAAUUGUCCUUAUGCUGGAUCAGAGUGCUCUGUUGUGGGGGACAUUCCCUUUCUUGUUGCACAUUUGAGGGAUGAUCAUAAGGUGGACAUGCACACAGGAUGCACCUUCAACCAUCGUUAUGUGAAAUCAAAUCCACGUGAAGUAGAGAAUGCAACUUGGAUGCUCACUGUAUUUCAUUGUUUUGGCCAAUACUUCUGCCUUCACUUUGAAGCUUUCCAGCUUGGCAUGGCACCUGUUUACAUGGCAUUCCUUCGUUUUAUGGGUGACGAGAACGAGGCUCGGAACUACAGUUAUAGCCUUGAGGUUGGGGCAAAUGGCCGGAAGCUCAUUUGGGAGGGUACACCACGAAGUAUUCGUGAUAGCCACCGCAAAGUCAGGGACAGCCACGAUGGUCUCAUUAUUCAACGGAACAUGGCCUUGUUUUUCUCUGGUGGGGAUAAGAAGGAGCUGAAACUAAGAGUCACAGGAAGAAUAUGGAAGGAACAACAGAAUCCUGAUGCUGGGGUGUACAUACCAAAUCUUUGCAGCUAGUUUAAUUUGGAGGGCACUUUUAGUGUUUGUGUUGUGACACUGCAGCUGUAUCUACUACACCAGCUUUGUGUAUGUUGUAAUAUUGUAAGGCACUGAGAUGACUUUUGAAAUUUUCAUUUUUCCCAGGCUAUAUAUGUGAGACACAUGAUUGUCUACCUCUAAAUUUGCUUCAUUAGAAUGAGACUGGAACCCAAAUUUGGCUCGUACUUUCUGUGAGGUUCUCAUGACUUGAUAGAAUGUAUCUUGGUCUGAAAAUUGUGUUUGUUGUCAUCAAGGAAAGCGCAUUCACGGGUGACAGGUUCAAAUGUUCGAAGUAUAUCAUCAGAAAUUUGUAUAUUCUUUCACCAAGACAUUUCUUUUUCAAGUGUUUGUGUAACGCAAAUUCCUUGAAAUACGGUUCAGUGUUGAACACAACUCGUGGUUGUUUAACUUGCUUUGAUACUUUUGGUUUGUACCUAGUUACACUUUAAAGGCCCUGCAAAUGAAUUUCAUGGUCCGCCAGUGUACAUCUACUCUGUAUGUUGCUUCAUCUCGCGUUAUAUCUGUUCUAUUUCAAUGUCAA